Molecule: messenger RNA, 2382 nt
Organism: Pseudoliparis swirei
Lineage: Eukaryota; Metazoa; Chordata; Actinopteri; Perciformes; Liparidae
Product: adenosine receptor A3-like
Exons: 3
Coding region: 1399-2382 (327 amino acids)
Biological process (GO): G protein-coupled adenosine receptor signaling pathway
Cellular component (GO): dendrite; membrane; synapse
Molecular function (GO): G protein-coupled adenosine receptor activity
Source: RefSeq, a predicted model, not a curated record
UCAAUGUUUCACCCUCCUGUCGCCUUCGGGUCAAUAUGACCCGAUUCAAUGUUUAACCCUCCUGUUACCUUUAUAUUUACUAACAUAUUUUACCCUUGAGGUCAAUAUGACCCCAGCUAUUAAAAUCUCCAGAAAAUUAUUAGAAUUAAUAUUGUUUUCCAAGUUUAAGUGUGAGGUACUUUAUGUUUGUUUGUUGACUCCCGAAAGAACACCGACAUUAAACAUUGAAUCGGGUCAAAUUGACCCGAAGGCGACAGGAGGGUUAAAUAUUGAAUCGGGUCAAAAUGACCCGAAGGCAACACAAGGGUUAAAUGUCUGUUGGGAACAUGUGACCGAUUUUCAUCCUAGAAUGACUCGUGGCUACUGUUUAACACAUUGGACAACAAAGCUAUUUUUAUACAGCAUAUUUAUAUUACAUUGUUUACUUUGUCCAGUUUCCGCUUGUGCAUCGUUGAUUUUCAGGGGCUAAGCACACAAAUUAGAGGCAAAUCCUGCUCCAGAGUGGGAGCAGCAAGCCAUACGCUGAAGGCUGGGUUACUUUGGUGUGCCAGGAUUGUGCCAGUGUGAAAGCUUUCUUAGUCCCAGGGUAACAGCUCACUUAGCCCGGACUCAGUGUGAAACGCCCGACAGAGUAAAUAGACACACAGACACACAGACACGCAUUGGAGAUGUUACUUUGUUUGAAGUUGCCAAAGUAGGCAAUUAAAUUUGCAUAGUCAAAUGAUGGGGCCACACUGGAGUAAAUUAUGUAAUAUUCAACACACAGGGGCUAUAUCAUUCCUGACCAUGUAAGAUACAUAGAAAAGGAUUGUGAGACAACACUACAUUUCUAAGCAAUAUAUAUUUCAAUUCACUACAUUUACUUGGAAUAUUUAUAUUUAAUAUAUAAAAUAUACAAUCAACUUCUAAAAUGUGAUCCAUUAUGAUCAAACCAAAACAUAUACAAAUAAGUCACUUUAAAAGAGAACAUUGUGAUCAAACAUUUAGCUUUACUUGUUAUUCUGUAUUUCCACAUUGUAGUCUUAAUACUUGUAAAGGAGUAAAUGAUCUGAAACACACACCCGUGGUGUAUCCAAUGUGAAACGGCUCAUUCAGAGGUCUUCUUCUCUUCUGAGGCACAUUUAUCAGAGUGAGAAAAUGUUUCUCACACACUGAUGAAAUACAGAUGGCGUCUCCAUGGAGUGCACCCCUGCUGUGUGUGCACACAGAAGCGCAUGCAUGUUUGCAUAUAAAAGCCAUCUGGUCAUUCUGGUCAUUUGAAGCCAAGAGCUGAAAGCAGGAAGACGCACACGAUCUGAACAACAAGCACAGGAUGAUGAUGGAUUUAAUGUUCCAAUGGAAUUCAUCUUACCUGUCCACAACUUUCAAGGAAACCUGCCCUAGUCUUCAUCUUCAGUGAUGGCUGAGUGGAGUUGGGUGGCCUACACAGUACUAGAAGUGCUGAUUGCUUUGGCCUGUUGCCUUGGCAAUGUGCUGGUGGUGUAUGCGGUGUGCACUGGUGUCAGAGAUUCUCUCCGGGAGCCCACCUACUGCUUCCUCGUGGGUGUGGCUGCUGUGCCCCUGGCUGUACUGUUGGAUGGCUGGGUGAGUGUGACCCCUGACCUGUGUCUACUUCUCAGCUGUGUCGUGCUCGUGCUGACUCAGGCAUCUGUCCUGUCACUGCUUGCCAUCGCCGUGGACCGAUACCUCCGGUUGCACACACCGCUCAGGUACAAAGCUCUGGCCACACAGAGGCGUACAUGGGCGGCUCUGUUUGUGUGCUGGACACUUUCCUGUCUGCUGGGGUUCACCCCUCUCUUUGGCUGGCGCCACCAGUCCUCUCUGGCAUCCGAUUCCACCAAUACAUCCUCCUCGUCCUUCAUUUCUCCACCCUGCACCUUCCUCUCAGUUAUUUCCCUCCCAUUCAUGGUUUACUUUAACUUCUUGGGAUGUGUCAUGGCACCCCUGCUGGUCAUGACCCUCCUCUACACACAAAUCUUCUGGAGCCUGCAGGGCCGCCUAAAGGAGAGCUGUCCUCACACCCAGGCCUCUCUGCUCAGGGAGAAGAAACUGGCCUGCUCUCUGGCUCUGGUUCUAAUUUUGUUUGCCGGCUGCUGGAUUCCUCUGCACCUAAUGAACUGCCUGCUGCUGUUUCAUGGUCCUCAAGCUGUCUCACAGGGGACACUCUAUACAGGUAUUCUCCUGUCUCAUGCCAACUCUGCAGUCAACCCUGUGUUCUACGCUUGUCGCAUCCCAAAGAUCCAACAGGCCUACCUUCAAAUAUGGAGGCGCUUGAUCAAGAGGCGGAACUGUUGCCAUGGGGACAAGCAAGUUUGCCAAUCAAUAGUAGGCCGCCAAUGCCAUAGAGACGUGUGGAUCAAACAAAGAGCAACAGUCAUUUAA